AUGGCGGACCCCAGCCAAACUCCGCAAAGCCAUCUCCGCGAUCGCUGGACCAGAGAACACUACCCAGAAAACCUCGAGACCACUCGGGGGCCCUUCAACGACCGUACUUCUGGAAGAGGUCCCCCGGGGAUAGACGAAGACUAUGAGGAAGAGGAAGCAGUUGACGAUAUGGAGCUGAGCGAGAGAACAGUUCCCGCACCCGUUCAGCGCGAGGAUCGCAGACGGCAGUCAUGGGAAGAGGCGGUGGGGCUUAGGAGCAGCUAUUCGCACAAGCAAGGCGAGGAUCAAGGAGACAUGAACCUGACGGAGAUGACGGUGCCGCUACCCGCUCGACCAGAAGAUCCGCGGGAACCAUCCUUAGAAGACGCAAUACGCAGGGUAAACAGCAGACGCAGAAGCCGUGGUGAGGACGAUGUGGCCAUACCCGAACCUACUGGCGCCCGAGAGAAGCCAUCAGAUGAAGAAACCGCAGUGGGAUCCCCGAAUCAACGGAGCCUUGAACAGCAACAACGGCAAAAAUCGCCAGUGGCUCUAGAGCGCUCUCCGUUCAAGCCGGCGCCUUUCACCGCAGAAAUCCUUACGAUUGGGUGGCUAGUGUUCUUCUCAUUACUGGGCACACUGGCUCGACUGGGCGUCGAGGCCAUCACACUCUAUCCCGGCUCCCCGUUCCCAUCACGGGUGCUGUGGGCCAAUCUGGGCGGAUCGUUGUUCAUGGGCUAUUUGGCGGAAGAUCGUUGUCUGUUCCGACAUGAAUGGGGGUCGCCAGAUGCUAAAGCCCCUGUGUCGGUGCACGGGACGGUCAAGAAAACCAUUCCUUUGUAUAUCGGCCUGGCCACGGGGUUUUGCGGCAGUUUCACAUCUUUCUCGUCUUUUAUCCGGGACUGUUUUCUGGCCUUGACGAACGCUCUGGAAUCUCCGUCGCCCACAUCGCCGUACCAUACCGACCCGACUAUCGCGUCGCGCAACGGCGGCUUCUCCUUUCUUGCACUCCUGGCCAUCAUGAUUAUCCAUCCGGCUGUUUCUUUGGCAGCUCUGCAAGUCGGGGCACAGCUGGCUCUAUUCCUCCGACCCGUGACGCCGACGAUUCCGGUGAAAUUCGCGCGGAGCAUCCUAGAUCCAUCAGGCGUGGUGCUUGGAUUUGGAUGCUGGCUUGGAGCAGUAUUCCUGGCGGUCUGGCCGCCUGGCAAUGACGUUCAGUGGCGCUUUCGAGCAGUGCUGCCGCUCGUCUUCGCCCCGCUAGGCUGUCUCCUCCGAUUCUAUGUGUCGAAGCGCUUGAACGCCGCCACCCCGGCAUUUCCGCUAGGCACAUUCGCAGUCAACAUGUUCGGCACGGCAGUACUUGGGAUGGCAUUUGACCUACAGCAUGCCAGCAACGUGGGCGCCUCCAGUCCAAAUGCGUGCGCAGCCUUACAGGGCAUCAUGGAGGGAUUCUGUGGGUGCCUGACGACAGUUAGUACGUGGGUGGCCGAGAUGCAUGGGCUGAGACGUCGACAUGGUUGGAUCUAUGGGCUGACGAGCGUCGGCGUGGGAUUGGGGAUGAUGGUGGUGAUUAUGGGUAGCAUGGGAUGGACGGUUGGAUUCAGUCCGCCGGCGUGCAGUUGA
Messenger RNA from Capronia epimyces CBS 606.96, 1602 nucleotides. RefSeq lists its product as uncharacterized. Gene Ontology annotation, cellular component: membrane. The transcript has a single exon. Gene Ontology annotation, molecular function: fluoride transmembrane transporter activity. NCBI's taxonomy places the organism in Eukaryota, Fungi, Ascomycota, Eurotiomycetes, Chaetothyriales, Herpotrichiellaceae. Gene Ontology annotation, biological process: fluoride transmembrane transport. The record is from RefSeq and is a predicted model, not a curated record. Bases 1 to 1602 code for a protein of 533 amino acids.